CGACAUUUAAUUGUUUUCAGAGCAAAAAUAAUCCAUAAGGUAGAAAAAUAAAUAAAAAUGACGGAUAUAAUCUACCCGCAAGGGUGUAGACCUCUCGCCGAGGAUCUAGGAACUGACGAACUUAUAAGAAGACUCAAGACCUUAGCCCAUACACUUCAGGCAAUGGGGCAAGAUGAUGGACUCUAUCAACAAUAUAUCCCAUUGGCUUUACACUUAGUCGAUGAGUUUUUUCUGCAACACUUGUCACGUGACGUUCAACUAUUAGUAGCAUGUUGCAUUGCUGAUGUUCUACGUGUAUAUGCGCCUGAGGCGCCAUACAAAGACCAAGAACAAAUUAAACAAAUUUUUUUAUUCUUCAUCAAGCAAUUGCACGGUCUCAAAGAUCCUAAAGAUCCAUCGUUUAAAAGAUAUUUCUAUCUUUUGGAGAAUCUAGCUUAUGUUAAAUCAUUUAAUAUGUGCUUUGAAAUAGAAGACUGUCAAGAGAUCUUUGGCCAAUUAUUUUCCAUGAUGUUUAAAAUUAUAAAUGAUGAACAUAGUGGAAAAGUUAAGAACUUCAUUGUUGAUAUACUGAGUCCAUUAAUAACUGAGGCUGAUAAUUUUACCACCGAUCUAUUAGAUAUGAUACUAAUCAAUAUUGUUGAGCCAUUAAAAACACAAAAUAAACACGCUUAUCACCUAGCCAGGGAGUUGAUAGUCAAGACCAGUGAUUCACUUGAAUCAGUUAUUAAAAUAUUUUUCAAUCAAGUUCUCAUUAUGGAUAAAAUCGAUAAGAACUAUCAGAUAUCUUUUAAAAUCUAUGAUCUCAUCUAUGAGCUUAAUGUCAUCAAUCCACAAAUAUUGUGUUCAAUUUUGCCACAAUUGGAAUGCAAGCUCAAGUCCACCAAUGAAAGUGAAAGACAUAAGGCCGUUUCGUUACUUGCUCGAAUGUUCUCCGAGAAGAAUUCUACACUUUCAAAGAAACAUCCGUCAUUGCUUCGAAUGUUCUUUGGUAGAUUUUGUGACAUUGCCGUAUCGAUACGCAUCAAAUGCGUUCAAAGCUCAAUGCACUUCCUUCUCAACCAUCCGCAUCUGCGAGGGGACAUAAUCGAAAAUCUGAAAAUUCGCCAACACGAUUCUGAUGAGACCGUUCGGUACGAGGUGGUUAUGGCUAUUGUUGAGACUGCCAAGAGGGAUUUUAAGAUCGUGUGUGAGUCUGAGGAUCUGUUAGAAUUCGUGAAAGAACGGACGCUCGAUAAGAAAUUCAAGAUUCGCAAAGAAGCGAUGAAUGGCUUGGCCAUGAUCUAUAAACAGACUCUCUGCGAGCCAAAUGACAUCCCAGAAGCAACUAAGAAUGCAGUCGAUUGGAUCAAGAACAAAAUUUUACACGGUUAUUAUAUGCCAGGCCUGGAAGAUCGAUUGUUGGUGGAGAGGCUUUUGAUAACGUGUUUGGUGCCCUAUAAAUUGGAUGCAACUGAUCGAAUGAAAAAGUUAUACCAUCUAUUGGGAACUUUGGAUGAGAAUGCAACCAAAGCUUUCAUUGAAUUGCAAAAGAGUCAAAUGAAAAUUCGAAAGACUGUUAGCGAUUGGGUGAAAUUACAUCAUCAAAAGGACGUAUCACCAAAGCUACAGAAAGAUCUUAAUACUAGACUUACCGCUAUUACCAAAUUACUACCCGAUCCCUUAAAGGCAAGCGAAUUUCUAACUAGGUUCAGUUUGAACAUGCGAAAAGAUCCAGUUCUACUUCGUUGCAUGGAGACUAUUCUUAAGCGUGAUGUUUCGUGUAAAGAAUGCGCUGAUACAAUGUCGACUUUGUUGAAAAAGCUUGGCAAUCCUAUUAUGACCAACUUGUAUUACAACACAGUUAAAAUGCUCUUGGAGAGAAUAGCUUCUGUGAUGGUUGAUAGGGAAUCAAUUGGUAUUUUAGUUGGACUUGUUGAAAAUUGUAUGCAAGGUGGAGAAAUGAUCGAAGAAGUCGGCAUUCGACGUGAAGAGGCCGGUAUACGUGGCUUAAAACUAUUAACUGUUCUUUCCUAUAUAUUUUCUGCUCACUUCCUUAACAAGUCCACAAUGCGCCACAUGAUUGCCUUAAUGAGCUACGAAGUUGAAUAUGCAGCUCCACUAAUUCUUAAAGCAUUCACUCAUUUGGGUCGUUAUAAGCCACUUUGCGAUGUCGAUAGUACGGUCCUGAAUGAAAUGGUGCCAAUUUGUCGUGAAUUUGCACUGUCCGGAACUACAAAACAAGCCAAACAUGCUGUUCGUUGUAUUUUCAUAAAUACCCAAACAACUGCAUCUGAACCCGACCAACCACCAAUAGUACAUCCAAUGUUUACACAAAUCAUAGACGUCCUAAAAUCAACAUUUGGUCCGAAUUGUGAGAACUAUGGAACUAAGGUUGUGUGCUUAGGUCAUAUUGCAUACAAUAUGCCAUCUGCCUUCCAAACACAAAUCAAAAAUAUGAUUGCAAGACGUGUUGUUAAAGAGCUGCUCAUUCAGGGAGUACCCGAGAGUCGUCCAUAUGUUUUACCAACUGAGGAAUGGUGUGAAGAAUCAGAACUUCCUGCGGACACGUUGUGCAAAUUAGAUGCUCUGAAAACGAUGGCUCGUUGGCUACUGGGAUUGAAAACAGAUGAACACUCGGCUCAGAAGACAUUCCGGAUGUUAAGUGCGUUCAUAAAUCAGCGAGGUGAUUUACUAGAACAGAAUAGAUUGUGUCCCGCUGAAAAAUCCUGGUUGCGGUUAACAGCGGCCUGUUCGAUGUUGAAGAUCUGUGAGCAGAAAGGUGUCGGCGAUCAGUAUAGUAGUGAACAGUAUUUUAAUCUGUCACAAUUAAUGUUUGAUCCAGUCCGAGAAGUUAGAGAAAUCUUUGUCAAAAAACUGCACAAGGGUCUUAACAAAGGACUGCCAAAUAAAUGUUUACCUCUUGACUUUAUGGGAUUCUAUGCCCUUUGUGGACAUGAGAAGGACAAAAAACUAUUGGAGCAAAUGAAGCACUACAUUGAGUCUGACGUUAGCAGAAGAAAGGAAUACAUGAAAACCAUUGCCACAUCAACACCACAAGAUUGUGCAGCGACAAAAAUUUUACCUGAUUACAUGCUGUCGUUUGCGAUUCCAGUUCUAGCUCAUGAUCCACAAUUUACUAAUCACGAGGACCGAACACAGCUGAAAGAAGUCGAAAAAUGCCUGCGAUUUACUUUGGAACCCCUGCUGGCCAACAAAGAGUCAUUUUCGUAUGGAUUUUAUAAAAAUCUUAUUGAAGAAAUUAAAAACCACGAAGAUACGACACCAAAUGCAGAUGAUAAUUCAUAUAACUUUAAAAUGUGGGCUAUAUGCGAUCUUUCAAUGCACAUAAUCAAUUCGAAAGUUGGCGUGUGCGAAGGUCGAGAUUUUUCAUCUACAAUUCACCUGCCAGAAAUGUACUAUAAAUCCGUAACUGAUUUCCAAAACCACAAGAUCUAUAUCCCCAUGGAUAUACUGGAUAAUUAUCCAACUGCGCCAAAGUCUGGUACAUUUGUAAAUAUUUCCAAUGAUAGAAAGAAACCAGGACCAGGCGCCUUGCAAAAACGCCAACCCUCGCUUCCACCCAACAACAACAAAUCGACUGAUUUCGAUGAUCUAACAACAACAAGAAAUGAAAAUCACAGUUCAACGUUUGAUGAUAUCAAAAGUGAUAAAUCAGAAGAUGAUCCACCAGCGCCAAAAAGAACGAAAACGACGCGAGUUGACCCGUAAAUUGGUCGACGGACGGCGCCUGCAUGAAGGAUGCAAAAAGAUAAGAAAAACAAUUCAAACAGUGAACUCAUCACAUAUAUUUUUUUUAUAUAUAAUAUUUUCUGUUUUUGUUACAUCAAGUUAUUGGAAAGUACAUUUAUAAGAGAGUUUAUAGUAUUUGUUCUUCAUUGACGAAAUAAUCAGCUCCAACAAGAAUUCCAUCGUAAUCGCAAACUUUUAAGAAUCUCGAAUAAGAACUAUCACAAAAUACGAUCGUAUUUUGUCGGGAUUCUUAGAAGUUUUCAAUUCCGAAUUCGUGAUAGGGCUGAAUGAGAGACAAGUAGGGUAUUAUUUGUUUCUAAAACUUGUUUGAUUUUAAGCUAUUUCUGUUGUUUUUAAGUCAUCGAUAUAGAAAUCAAAAUAAAAACAAAACAAAAAACUUAUUCAUGGAAUUAGAUAUGUAAAAUAAUUAAUAAUAAAUUCUAUAAAACAAUAGAUGUCAAAGAUUUUUAAGUUUUUUUUUUAUUGAUUCGUAUUUUCGUUUCUUUCGCUCUGUUAAUUUCUUUCCUAUUUUAUAUAUUCUAUUCCUUUAUUUUUAUUAAGUUUUAUUUAAGCCAAAUUUUGAGUGAAAACGAGAUCAAAUUUUAUUGCAAAUAAAUAAUAAAAAAGAAAAGAAAUAACACGAAAAAAAAUUAUAUAUUUAUAUACUAAGUAGUUUUGAACAUCAUUUUAUGAUUUUAAUUUUUAAAUAUAAUGUAUAUGUAUUUAAAUAUAAAAAUAAAAAUAAAUAAACACGAUUAAAAAUUAUUAUUAAUUAUAAUUGAAAACAAAAACUAAAAAAAAAACUUGUUUAGUAUAAAAAAUUAGCUCCAGGAAACAAACAAAUAAACAAAAAUUAUAUUAAAUUAAAUUUGUAAGUUGAAAAAAAAAUUAAAUGGAAAGCUAAAACAGAAAUUAUAAUCAUUUUUAAAUGAAUGUAAAAUAAUGUGUGUUUCAAUUUAAGGUACGGAGAGUUAUGUUCGCAAUCAAUUCGAAUUUAUCGUUUUUCCUUUUUCAAAACAAAAUAAUAUUUAAUAAAUAAAAUCAUAUUAUAUAAA
Molecule: messenger RNA, 4784 nt
Organism: Eupeodes corollae
Lineage: Eukaryota; Metazoa; Arthropoda; Insecta; Diptera; Syrphidae
Gene: pds5
Product: sister chromatid cohesion protein PDS5 homolog B-A
Exons: 13
Coding region: 58-3708 (1216 amino acids)
Biological process (GO): mitotic sister chromatid cohesion; DNA repair
Cellular component (GO): chromatin; nucleus
Source: RefSeq, a predicted model, not a curated record